AUGUGCCGUAGUCGUCAAAGGAAUAAUAUUCCAGAAAAGAGGAGAACAUUCAAGCCAUUUGUUGUUACCCCACCAGUAGAAAAUGAGGUUCCCCCAAAUGCACGAGCAGUUAAAACCAUUCCAGUUAUUAUUGAAAGGACUCAUGUUAAAAUGAUUGUUGACACUGGGGCAACAACAAACAUUUUAGAUUCCAAAGCAUAUAAUGACAUCAAAAAGAAAAACCCCAGUUUACAUUUGAAACCAUCAACACACAAAAUUUAUGCUUACAUGCAGUCUAAACCUUUGCCAGUCCUUGGGAAAUUUGAAGGACUUAUUGAGUCCAAACACAGAAUGGCUGUUACAACAUUCCAUGUUGUAAACGGGGACGGUGGGUCAUUACUACUGUAAGUUGUUCCACAGUCACAGAGCUUGAUAUUGUGAAACUGAAUGUGCAUGCUGUUGUUACCCUAGUUCUAGAUCCUACACCGAUCCUCGAGAGGAUCAUAAACAGUUUGGCAAUGAGAACCCAGAAAUUCCUAAGAAUCAUCAACCAGACUCACCAAUCAUGUCAAAGCUUAAAAAGGAAUACCCAUCAGUCUUUAAUGGCAUUGGGAAACUAAAGGGUCAUGAAGUACACCUACACCUUAAAGAUUAUGCUAAACCUAUUGUGCAAAAACCCCGAGAGAUACUUUUUCAUAAGAGAUACUUUUUCACAGACAUAUAAUAAACGGGAAGAACUAGAAAAAAGAUAUUAUUGAAUUUGUUCCAGAAGGGACACCUACACCUUUUGUAUCAAAUCUUGUUGUUGCACCAAAGCCUAAUAAUCCAGCUGAAGUCAGAGUAUGUAUAGACAUGCGACAUAUGAACCCAAUGAUAGAGCGAAAACGUCAUGUUAUCCCUAAUAUUGGGGAACUCUUUGAGGACAUGGCUGGUGCUACUAUGUUUUCAAAAGUGGAUUUGACAGCUGAAUUUCACCAGUUACCUCUUGACGAGGAGUCACGAUCUCUUACCACAUUUCACACCCACAAAGGUCUUAUGCGAUAUAAACGUUUAUGUUUCGGAGUAAAUUCAGCACCAGAGCAAUUCCAAUAUGCUAUUCAACAAACACUCCAAGGACUGGAGGGAGUAAGGAACAUUGCCGAUGAUAUUAUUGUGUGGGGAAAGUCCCAGAAAGAACAUGAUACACACCUUGAAGCUCUCAUGAAACGACUCUCAGAAAACAAUCUUACCCUUAAUGUUUCUAAGUGUAAGUUUAAUGUAGACAGCAUUUGGUUCUAUGGUUGCACAUUAUCAAAGUAUGGCAUUUCUGCAGACAAAACCAAAAUUGCAGCACUAGUUAACAUGAAAGAACCAGAAGAUGUUUCCCAGUUGCGCAGUUUCUUGGGAUUGGCAACAUAUUGUGAACGGUUUAUUAAUAACCUGGCAACAAUCGCAGCACCAUUACGCGAGUUAACCAACAAAGGAGUUGUUUGGAAAUGGACAGGUAGGCACCAACAAGGAUUCAACAAAGUUAAAGAAGAAAUUGCGAAAGAUUGUACCACUGCUUUUUAUGACCCAUCUAAACGAACUCGAGUAACAGUUGACGCAAGCCCAGUCUGA
Messenger RNA from Paramuricea clavata, 1578 nucleotides. NCBI's taxonomy places the organism in Eukaryota, Metazoa, Cnidaria, Anthozoa, Malacalcyonacea, Plexauridae. The record is from the annotation of a GenBank genome assembly.